GCCGGGCGCGCCCGCGGUGCCUCGCCGGCGUGCAUGUUAAUGCGCCGUAAUUGCCCGGAGAGGAGCGGAGAGGCGGGGCGGAACGCGCCGCCGGUUGCCUGCCCUCCUUCCCUGCUGCUCGCCCCGCCGCCCUCUCCUCCCCGGCCUCCCUGAUGCCGAGGAAUGGAUAGAGCGGCUGCCCUGCGAGCCGCCGGCAUGCUGGAGAGGAAGGAGCGCAGCGGCGGCGAGGCGGCGGGCGGCGGCGCGGGGCCGCGGCCGGGCGCGGCGGCGCGGGGCUUGCCGGCCGUGCGGAGCACGCUGCAGCAGUGUGGGUUACUGCAGGACCUCAUAGACAUCUCGCUCUCCAACCUGCGCGGACUCCGCACGAAGUGCGCCGCGUCCAACGACCUCACCCAGCAGGAGAUCCGCACCCUGGAGGUGAAGCUGAUUGACUACAUCCACAGACAACGGCAGUGUAAGCUGAGUGUGCCCCUGAAUGACAGGACAGCAGAGCUCAACAGCUACCCAAGAUUCAAUGACUGGUUAGACAUUGUCAAUGUGAGGAAAGAAGUUGUACAGCGAAUACCAGAGGAGCUGACCCUCGAUGCCUUACUAGAAAUGAACGAGUCAAAGGUGAAAGAAACGAUGAAGAGAUGUGGUGCCAGAGAUGAGGAGUGCUCCAGACUGAACGGGGCACUGAGCUGCUUGAGGAAGGUGACUGAAUCAGGUGGGGAGCUCAAGGACGACGUGCUGCUGACCCUGCCCGAGGCGCGCCGGGAGAGCAGCUCAGCCGAGGGCUCGUGCGCCCUGCCCAGGGCCGGCAGCCAGCAGCCGCGCUCCGGCUCCGUGUCGGCCGGCCCGCCCUCGGACGCGCUCGCCUCCAGCCACGGACCUUCUGUCCAUGCAGAGAACCUGCUGGACCCUUUUGCUUUCCCCGCACACAGCGGAAGGUUAACGCCAAGGACUCCCCACAGCAUCACCAUCACUCCACCCGCCACUCCCCAGGCCAAGAGACGCCACAAGCUGAAGCCGCCGCGGACUCCUCCUCCCCCCUGCAGGAAGGUGUUUCAGCUGCUGCCCAACUUCCCAGCCCUCACCAGGAGCAAGUCCCACGAGUCUCAGCUGGGGAACAGGAUAGAUGAAGUUCCUCCAAUAAAGUUUGAACUCUCCCAAGGAUCCCCUCAGAUGGUACGAAGAGACUUUGGCCUGGCUGUGACACACAGGUUCUCUACAAAGUCUUGGUUAUCUCAGAUUUGCCAAGUCUGUCAGAAGAGCAUGAUGUUCGGGGUGAAGUGUAAGUACUGCAGAUUAAAAUGUCACAACAAAUGUACUAAAGAGGCACCUGCUUGUAGAAUAUCCUUCCUUCCCAUAACAAAAAUAAGAAGAACAGAAUCUGUCCCUUCUGAUAUCAAUAAUCCAGUGGACAGACCAACAGAACCACAGUUUGGAACUCUUCCCAAAGCACUAACUAAAAAGGAGCAUGCACCAGCAAUAAAUCAUCUGGACUCUAGCAGUAAUCCCUCUUCUACAACCUCAUCCACACCAUCUUCUCCAGCACCUUUCCAGUCUUCCAACCCUCCCAGUGCAACACCUCCCCCAAACCCAUCUCCUAUGGGCCAGAGGGACGGCCGAUUUAACUUCCCAGCUGCCUACUACAUUCAGCACAGACAACAAUUUAUCUUCCCAGAAGUUCCCAGCCCUGCACAAGCAGCCCAUCCUCCCGACACUGCCACAGACACUACUGCUGAUCAACAGCCAGACACAGAUGGAGUUGAAUGUGAAGCAGAGGUAGAAGAACUAGAGACUAAUAAAUCAGAACCUGAAGAUGAUGAGGAUGAGGUGGAGGAUUUGCCAAGCAGACGGCCGCACCUGCAGGGGAUGAUUUACCGCAAGCCCAGCCAGACCAGCGUCUACCUGCAGGAAUGGGACAUUCCCUUUGAACAGAUCCAACUGGGGGACCCCAUCGGCCAGGGACGGUGGGGGAAGGUUUACAAGGGGAAGUGGCACGGGGAGGUGGCCAUCAGGCUGCUGGAGAUAGAUGGCAACAACCAGGAUCACCUCAAGCUCUUUAAAAAGGAGGUGAUGAACUACAGACAGACGCGGCAUGAGAACGUGGUACUUUUCAUGGGAGCAUGCAUGAACCCUCCUCAUUUAGCAAUCAUUACCAGCUUCUGCAAAGGAAGGACACUUCACUCCUUUGUAAGGGACCCCAAGAUCUCCCUGGAUAUUAACAAAACCAGGCAGAUAGCACAGGAGAUCAUUAAGGGCAUGGGGUACCUGCAUGCCAAGGGCAUUGUCCACAAGGACCUGAAAUCCAAGAAUGUUUUCUAUGACAAUGGGAAAGUUGUCAUCACUGACUUUGGACUGUUUGGCAUUUCUGGUGUGGUUCAGGAGGGAAGGAGGGAGAAUGAAUUGAAGCUGCCUCACGACUGGUUGUGCUACCUGGCCCCUGAGAUUGUUCGUGAGAUGGCCCCUGGGAAAGAUGAAGACAAGCUGCCUUUCUCCAAAGCUGCAGAUAUCUAUGCCUUUGGGACUGUCUGGUAUGAGCUCCAAGCAAGAGAAUGGCCUUUCAAGAACCAGCCUGCAGAGGCACUCAUCUGGCAGAUUGGCAGCGGCGAAGGAGUGAGACAAGUUCUUGCAACUGUUAGUUUGGGGAAGGAAGUCAAUGAGAUCCUGUCUGCGUGCUGGUCGUUCGAGGUGAGCGAGAGACCCAGCUUCACUGUCCUCAUGGACAUGCUGGAGAAACUGCCAAAGCUCAACCGUCGGCUCUCCCACCCAGGGCAUUUCUGGAAGUCUGCUGACAUUAACAGUAGCAAAGUUGUCCUGCGUUUUGAAAGAUUUGGCUUGGGAAUCCUGGAACCAAGUAAUCAAAAGAUCUAGCAUGGUGUGUCACUGUGGUAACCUUGUCCUGCUUCCACAAAGCAUCAGCCACCUCCCCUGAGGCCGCCCAGCAGAGCCGCCAGUGGCCGCGUCUCCCUGCAAAGUCUGGAUCCUGCCUGAGCACCAGCAGCUCUCCAAGAAUGUUUACAUGAUACUUUUGUGUGGACUAUAUUUUUUUAAACAUAAUAAAGAGUGAAUCAAGUUUAACUACAGCCAUUCUCACACAGCACUAAGAAACAGAAGAGCUAUUUCUAGUUCCCUCUCGUCUCUGAGGUCAGCGGGAGCCGUCUUCUGCCUUCAAAGCGUUUGGUUUCCCCGAGAGGUGGAAGUGGCUUGUUUCAGAAUGGCACCUGGUACAGGGGGCUGGAGAUGCAGGUUGCAUUUUCCUUUCGUUAAGGUAAAGACUCAUCUGUUGCAGUGGGGUUUGCCCAGAGCAAUCACCCAGUUCAGCGGGGCGGGUCCAAGCGACGCGUUACCUUGACAUAAGCUACAAAGCUGCCUCUGCUGGGCGAGUUUCCCAUCACAGGGGCUGUGUCUCCAUUAAAGACUCAAGUGCUCUUGUACACAGAGCUCACAGCAAAGGCUGCUUGUUCCCAUACAAUCCCCGAGGAAGCUCAAGAGGGGCUGACCUUUGCAGAAACAACGCCAGGGUUUGUUACAGUUCUGCACACAGGGGCCACAUCCUUUGUUUGAAGUUUUAGGCACAACAGGUUCCAGUCCCCUAAACGAGCAGCACUCCUGGAAAUACAGCACUGACCAGCCAGCCCUGACUCACUGCCUCAUCACCAUUUCACACGUGGAAGGAAAAGACCUUUUCCAGAGCUGCAGGGAGAGGCCAGAGAAGGGAAACGCCAUCCCUCAGGAGUGCUUCAAAGGUGGCCGUGAUGCACAGAGCUCGGUACGAGGCUCGGAGUCACCCCCCAGUGCUGGGGGUCUUACAGCCAGUCACACUCAAUUGCUGUUUGUUCUUAAGGGUUUAGGACUAAAGCAAUGGUUUGGGGAAAAUAACGAUGGCAAUCUUGCAAGCAGGACAGUGGUGUCAGGGGCUAGAGGCCUGACAGCCCAACAGCUCAGACUUGCUCCAAAGGUUAAAAUUCAGACACCUGCCCACACUCUGGUCCCUCCAGGGCGUGGAGGUGGGUGCUGAAGGAUGCCCCAUAGCAGAGAGCUGCCCCCCUUGCAAACGAGCUGUGAGCUGCAUUAGCAAAGGCUCCUUGUGCUCCCCCUUCAUUUCCUCUGCCUUCUGCCAGGGCCAGGAGGACCCUUCUCAUACCCUGAACAUUCAGUUCCUUCUGACCCUGGGUACUUCAUUUUGUUGAGAUGGUUCAUUAGAGCUCCCUGGCAGUCACCCCAUGUCACCUCUCUAGCAGCGCUAGUACAUCACCCCCACACCAUCAUCACCAGGGUCUGACACAAGGAGCUCUGGAGCCCCCUGCACAGCCAGCACAGGGACCAGCACUCAGUCUGGCUCCUUGCAGGUGGAUGACUCUUGUAGAAAACUUCAGUGGCAAAAAACCAUCCCGAGUCCUGUGGAGCAUCAGAGAGUUUCCCUCCUGCUCUGUGCAAGUCUUAUGUUCUCCUACAAAUACCUUGAUACAGUGGCUUUUAAAAUGUGUCUCAGAUACAGAAGAAAAGCUGGGUUUGGUGGUAGCCAGGCAUGGCACUGUGGUACUCCCUGACCUCCUUCCUCAUCCCACCUCUGCAAAGCAAAUAAAUCCCCUCCAGCUGCACUGUGUGUUUCACCUACACCCUUCGGGUCUCUUCAGGACUCGCUACUGUUUGUUCUCACACAGUAGCUUUUGUGUCAGCAGUUUUAAGCAGAAGUUGUUUAUCCCAGCAAGUGCUGCUUAACUAACACAGCCCAGCACCAGCCCAAAGCAGGGGAAGGUGCUGCCCCUCGGCUGAAGGCUUCCCUGUGCCUCGUGCCUGGGAGAGGAGCCGGAGCUGCUGCAGGUCACACGCUGCCCCGUGGCCUGUGUGAACAGCAGCUCUGGGGGCUCUGUGCUGUUUGUUUCUGCCUCUGUGUGCAUAAAACCUGUCCCAAGUGCUGGGACACCCCAAACUUCCCUGUGGGAACCAGUGGCCCAGGUGGCAAAUAGUCAGGGUUUGCUGCCUCUUCAGCAGCACUGCUGUGUGAAUGGGGCAGGGAAAGCAAUGCGUCCUCAAAUCUUGAGUGGCCAGGAGAAGGGCAGCCAGCACUCAUUAAACAACAUCAUUAACAAAACCCCAACCACUUGUCCUUCCUCUGGCUGCCCUCGGUGCAGUUCAAACACUGCAGACUCUGCCCCCUGGCUGCGUGGCUGCCGCUGCUCUGAGGCUUCCUGCCCGUGCCCACGGGGACACGGUCCUGGGCACAAGACGGGAUUCAAAACCUGCCUUGACUCGUGAGAUUUGGGAUUCUGCUUCAACCUGACCGUGUUUUUACGUUUGACACCCCUCAAUUGCUCAUGAAAGCAAACCCCAGCCUCCUGGAGCCAGUGUACAGAGGAUCAUUUGUGUUGUGGCCAGCUGGUGGGAGGCAGGGAGCGACGGCACGGCAGAGAGCAGAGCUCUGUCCCCUCCCCACGCUGCAGCCCCAGCGCCAGGCCUUGGGGUGCUCCUGGUCCUGGCCAUCCCCUCGUGUGCUGGUGCAGGGCCUGGGCCCUGGGGAGCUGUAAAUGUGAAGGUGGCUGCACACUGCUGCAGCAGCCACACCUCAGUAGUGAAUGUACAUGAGUCUGUAAUCCGGUGAUGGACAUUUUUCUUUUCCAAUGUGAUGUAAACUUUGUACAGUACAGAUUUUUUUUUAUAUUUUCUAUCAACUGAGUGUCUUCCAGAAUUGCUAUGGAAUUAAUUCAAACCGUUAGUAUUAACACCAGGUUCUGUGUGAGUUUAUGCAACCAACAAAGAAGCACCCAAUGGAAAAACGAGUGCACUCUGUGCUAAUGGGAUUCUGGAUAUGUAGGAACCUAUUCAGUGAAUAAACCUUUGCUCUGGAUAAA
Molecule: messenger RNA, 5840 nt
Organism: Colius striatus (speckled mousebird)
Lineage: Eukaryota; Metazoa; Chordata; Aves; Coliiformes; Coliidae
Gene: KSR1
Product: kinase suppressor of ras 1
Exons: 20
Coding region: 163-2859 (898 amino acids)
Biological process (GO): Ras protein signal transduction; protein phosphorylation
Cellular component (GO): membrane; endoplasmic reticulum; cytoplasm
Molecular function (GO): ATP binding; protein kinase activity
Source: RefSeq, a predicted model, not a curated record